ACACUGCGCGCAUGCGCGUUUCCUCAGGCUGUACGAGGGCGAGGCCGCCAUUUUGCAUGCAUUGAGUGGACGACAGGGCAGUCUCUUUGCGAGCCGUUGUGUUUGCUCUAGGGGCGUUGAACCGAGCAAGACCGAAAACCCUGCCACAGAAUCGCCGCCAUGGAGAACGGAGGGGACCAGGCAUGUCAGCCAGAGGAGCCCAAGAUCGAGCUUUUCGUGAAGGCUGCUUCAGAUGGCACAAGUCUUGGCGACUGUGUGUUCUGCCAACGGAUCUUCAUGAUCCUGUGCCUUAAGAAGAUCAAGUUCAGUGUCACGACAGUAGACAUGACCAAGAAGCACCUAUUCAAGGCACUUCCAUCCUUAGGCACCAAAAUCCCCCUCCUGAUGAUAGAAGGGGAAGAGCCCAUCACCGACGUCACAGAAAUGGCCAACUACUUGGAGAAGAGGCUGGCGCCCCCAAUGUACCCCAAGCUAGAGCCCAACAACCCUGAGGCCGCCAUGGCAGGCACCGAAAUUUUCCAGAAGUUCUCAAAGUUUAUCAAGAAUAACAACAAGGAUGACACAGAGCGAUUGCAGCGGGCCCUCUACAUCUCGUUGGUACAGCUGAAUGAGUUCCUGAUCAGGCGGCUUCCCGAUGAGAUAGAUGACGACACAGAUGAAAACAGCCCUUCGGAGCGAAAAUUCCUCGACGGCAACCAGCUAACGCAUCCCGACUGCAAUCUCCUUCCCAAGCUUCACCACGUCAGAGUGGCCGUCAAACUGAGGCAGUGGGAAAUCCCCCAAGAUCUGACAGGACUGUGGAGGUACCUCAAUGCAGCGUACGAAACGGAGGAGUUCAAGAAGACGUUGUACCCGGACGAGGAGGUCUGCUUGACAUGGAAAAAGCACAUGGACCAGGUUUGGAAGUGAGUUGGCUUGACUAUGCAGCAUGUCCACCCCAGCCCACCAUCACAGAGUGAAUGAUAGUACAGUCCCAUUCCACUUGCCGUGCCGAUGCAUGUGGUUUCAUAUGAUGAACUAACAACUCCUCAGGAUGUGCCAUUGCAUGCGGGAAAAAAAAAGAUUCCAGAUUUGCUGUUAUUUUAUUUGUAACAUAUGGUUUCCAGUACUGCCUUAGUUGAAACACAUAAUGAUAAAACUUCAAUUUCUUCAGUUGUGACUAUUAUUAACAAAGUAAUAUGUUAGUUCUUGUUUUUUUUCUAUCAGUUUACCUGUGUUGCUGUUAUAGUCUUAAAUGGGUGUAUCUGAGGUAGAAGCAGUUGACUCUGCAAAAAAAUCUUUCAAAAUUUAUCAUAAUUUGGAAGGCCAAUUAUAAUUAUCAUUCUAAAAACUUAGAUUCAUCAUGAUGUUAUGCCUCCAUUUCAACACACAUACAGUACUGAGGUCUAUAAUCAAGUGAUGAUUUACUAAUUAGCAUGUAUCCUUUCACAAUAAUACUAAAAAUUCAACCAUUAGAAAACCUCUGAUGCACCCACUGCUCUAAUACUAAUCUAAAAAGUUUAACAUAAAAAAACUAAGUAAAAUUUGGAAUGUUAAGGACUAUAGUUGCUUUGUAUGUGAAUGGAAGAUGUUUGUAGGCAUAACAUCGGUGUGCGAAGUAUGAUGACUAAGCAAAUGGAGAAGAGAAUAAUUUUUGUAAUAGUUUAUGACUUCAGCUUUUGCAGUUUGGGUAGGAAAAAUUUCUGGAGUGAUAGUGGGAGAAGCAAAAACAAUAUCAUUAUGAAAAGUAAAGAAUGUUUAGUUGUGAUGAUUUCUUUUCCUUUAUUGUGAUUGUUCUUUUUUUAGUUAACUGUGAUGUUAUGUUUCUCUGCUGACCCAUUGUUCCCCCUCUAUGUCUUUCCUAUGCCUUUCAUGCUUUUAGGAAAGGUGCAAACUACCGUACUGAGGAGGUAGGCAUUCGCGUGUAAAACUGUGGUUCUCUUGGCAGAGCUAGGCAGUCUUUGCUGCAAGACUGAUUACUUCAGGCCACAGCGAUUUAAUCUGAUCAGUUGUUUCUUGGAUGAACUCUCUUGAAAAUCCAGGUUUUAUUUGUUACACAAGGUCUCCUUAUUCUUAAUCUAACUAAAGUUUACUUCUUUUGACCCACAGUGUUGAAAUAUUUAUGCAUUAAGUCAUGAAUGAUAAUUCCCGUCAAAGAAUUACAGAUUAUUGCUGUUGUUACUUUUGCAACUUAAGUCAUCUUUUCCUAUUUUUAUUUCGUCAUGCUACUGUAACUUUUCCCCAGAAAGAAUCCAAGAAACAACAUGCUGGUAUUAAAUUGUUGUUGUGGCCUUAGGGACAUAACAUGGGCAAAGGAAUUAGAGAUAAUUUAUUCUUCAAAGAUAGAUGUAAUGGUGAAGUCUGUAUGUGAUACUUUCUUGUGCAUUGAUAGCUCUGUGGAGGAAAGUGGUUGUACUGAAGAUUUUCUGUCCAUGCUGUGAAUAGGAAAACAUUCAUGUUCAUUGUUGGUUAACAUGAAAGAGUAUGUCAGGAAAGUUCAGCCACAAGACCAAGUACAUUUUGUAUCCUCCAUUUCACAUAGCAGUGACGAACACACUGUGACAAAGCCAAAAUUGUGCUCCAUAUGGUUUGCCCAGUUCACAGCUUCCCUAGCUCUGCCAACAGGACGUUCCAUUCAGGAUGACAUCAUGUCUUUGAAACUUCCCUUUUGCGAGGGUAACUGAGGAUCAAAGACAUCCUGAGUGCCUGCUGCAUGGGUUUCUUCCUGCAUGCCUCUGUGUGUGUUAUGUCUUGAGAUACAGCAUCAAGGCUUCCCAAAGCCCCAUGGACGGAAAACAAGUUCAUUAGCAGGAUGACUGGGAUCAGUGGUGUAUACUAACCUGCUGUACACAGAUUUCACACCAGGGGAAGUGAUACCAAAUUUGGGUGAAACCAGUUAGAGGGCAGGGAGACAAGUUUGUGGAUUUUUUUCUACAGCUGGGUCUCAUUUGUUUCGUCUGUUUAUAUGUUUGGAUAUAAACCCAAGUGACCUAAACCAUUAGGAGCUUUCUUGUGAAGAAAAGCCAAAGGACAAAAAUAACUCUUUUGUCACAGACCAGGUGGCAGGGCGCUUUGGGAACAGUUGGGCCUCUGUCUCAGUAUUUACUGUGUUUCCGAUUUCUUGCUCUGCAGCAGAACCCAUUUCCGUCUCUCCGUCAUCCCCCCUAACUCUGCACACUGCCUUCUUGACUUUUCAGAUUCUAGUGCCCAGAUGUCACGUGGGAAUGCUGUGCAUGUGGCACCCAAAGCCAGCUGAUUGUGUUACAUUUUCAGACCUGCAAAAAUGUACAAAGUCUCUCAGUAUAUGUCACCUGCUGUGCCCUUGUACAUGUAUAUUUGUGCCAAAGAAUGGACACGCCAUGUCAGCACUAGCAUCCCUCCUUCCAGCAUGUCAGUUCCUACAUGUGUGUAUCUCUUGCACAGUAGGUCUAUCUCUUCUAUCAUUAUGUAUCAUCGAUUUUCAUGGUUAUCAUUUAAUAAUACUCUUUCUGGACCAGAGAUGGGGGCAACUUAAUCCUAUCUCUUCUAUCAAACAUGGUAUUUUAUUGAUUUUGAACUGUAAUAUAUAUUGAAAGCUCCUUUUUUUGCACUGAUAGUGGUGUACAAUAGACGUAUGAAGAAAAUGCCAUGUGAAUCCUCCCUAAGCUUUGAGGAGCUUAGAAUGCUCAUUGUGGAAUGUAGAAAUUAAAAGCAUCUGAUAAUGUUCAACAUGUACUGAUAGUUUACUGAUAAUUUACUAUAUAGCAGUGGAACAAAAUAGUUCAGGUUUUCAUUAGUGAGUUUGACAGUUGUAAGUGUAAAACUUGACCGCUGUAAGUGUAAACCUUGACAACCAAUAUGAAGUAGUCACUCCUGAAAUUAGUUUUGUGUUGAUCAAUUCAGAUUUCUUGAUGAUGAUCUGUUACUUAGGUCAAUAUAUAUUCGAAAAUAGGAAAAACCCUUUGUUACUAUCUAGGUGUUACUUAAUCUGGUACAGUCGGUGCUUAAGUAUGCUGUUAAGGAGUGGAUUUAAGAUCGUAUACAUAUAAUCCUGUAUGUGCUCUUCUGCUUCGCUACAUAGCACCACCUAUGGUUAGGGCUGCACCAUGCAACCCACGGGUUGGAGUAUUACAGUACUUAUUAAAUACAUUUACUUGA
Messenger RNA from Branchiostoma belcheri (Belcher's lancelet), 4116 nucleotides. Its product is annotated as chloride intracellular channel protein 4-like. Lineage: Eukaryota; Metazoa; Chordata; Leptocardii; Amphioxiformes; Branchiostomatidae. The transcript has 3 exons. Bases 160 to 909 code for a protein of 249 amino acids. The record is from RefSeq and is a predicted model, not a curated record.